Messenger RNA from Nerophis lumbriciformis (worm pipefish), 1126 nucleotides. RefSeq names its product dicarboxylate carrier UCP2-like. The record is from RefSeq and is a predicted model, not a curated record. Lineage: Eukaryota; Metazoa; Chordata; Actinopteri; Syngnathiformes; Syngnathidae. Gene Ontology annotation, biological process: transmembrane transport.
CCCUCCACGGUUUACGAUGGUCUGUGGAGGUUCCAGCGAUCUGACACCGAGCGUGCCUAUCAAGAUCAUUUCGGCUGGGCUCGCUGGCUGCGUGGCGGACCUGGUUACCUUCCCGCUGGAUACCACCAAAGUCAGACUGCAGAUUCAAGGGGAAUCCAAACCUUUGGUGAAGGGUCAGAGGGCCACAUAUAGAGGCGUGUUUGGCACCAUCUUCACCAUCGUGAGAACCGAGGGGCCCAGGAGCCUCUACAAUGGACUGGUGGCGGGUCUCCACCGACAGAUGAGCUUUGCAUCGGUCAGAGUGGGUCUGUACGACAGCAUGAAGGACUUCUACAGCAGGAACUCGGAGAGCGCCGGCAUCGGGUCCCGGCUUCUGGCAGGCUGCACCACAGGGGGCAUGGCAGUUGCCGUGGCCCAACCCACCGAUGUGGUGAAAGUCCGAUUCCAGGCGCAAAUCCGCCUGCCUCAGGGUGGCUCGGUGAAGAGAUAUAGCAGCACCAUGGACGCCUACAAGACCAUAGCCAGGGACGAGGGGAUCCGAGGGCUGUGGAAAGGUUGUCUGCCGAAUAUAACCCGCAACGCCAUUGUCAACUGCUGCGAGAUGGUGACCUAUGACAUCAUCAAAGAGCGUAUCCUGCAAUACAAGCUGAUGACAGACAAUAUGCCGUGCCACUUUACAGCAGCCUUCGCCGCAGGGUUCUGCACCACCAUCGUGGCAUCCCCGGUCGACGUAAUCAAAACGCGCUACAUGAACUCUGUGCCGGGCCAGUACAGCGGCGCCAUCAACUGUGCCUUCACCAUGCUGGUCAAAGAGGGGCCCUUAGCUUUCUAUAAAGGAUUCAUGGCUUCGUUUCUACGCUUGGGCUCAUGGAACAUCGUUAUGUUUAUGAGCUAUGAGCAGAUUAAAAGAGGUCGUGUGUGGCUUGUAGUCUCUCGCUCAGGUGACCACUGGCGGCCUUUCUGGGGAUAACAGUGCUCAGCUGGGCUAUAUGUGGCCUCAGUUAAUCCCCAAGACGAGUGCUGCCGACGUCCUUUCCUGAUUAUCAGUGAAAGUCCUCCACUGAGACACUAAAGCUGUCCCAUCCUCCCGAUCAAGCACACCGGCCACAUGAUGCCCACCUACAAC